This is a messenger RNA of Lepus europaeus (European hare), 939 nucleotides long. RefSeq names its product olfactory receptor 2C1. Gene Ontology annotation, cellular component: membrane. Lineage: Eukaryota; Metazoa; Chordata; Mammalia; Lagomorpha; Leporidae. The record is from RefSeq and is a predicted model, not a curated record. Gene Ontology annotation, biological process: G protein-coupled receptor signaling pathway. Gene Ontology annotation, molecular function: G protein-coupled receptor activity; olfactory receptor activity. The transcript has a single exon. The coding region runs from base 1 to 939 and encodes 312 amino acids.
AUGGAAGGGGCCAGCAACAAAUCUCUGGGGGGCUUCAUCCUGCUGGGCAUCUCUGGCCAUCCCCGGCUGGAGAUGCUCUUUUUCGUGGUCAUCCUCUUCUCUUACGUGCUGACCCUGCGUGGGAACUCGGCCAUCAUCCUGCUUUCCCGCCUGGAUGCCCGGCUCCACACACCCAUGUACUUCUUCCUCAGCAACCUCUCUUCCCUGGACCUUGCCUUUACUACUAGCUCAGUCCCCCAAAUGCUGAUGAACUUCUGGGGACCAGACAAGACCAUCAGCUAUGGCGGCUGUGUGACACAGCUCUAUGUUUUCCUUUGGCUAGGGGCUACUGAGUGCAUCCUGCUUGUGGUGAUGGCUUUUGACCGCUAUGUGGCUGUCUGUCGGCCCCUGCACUACACCACCAUCAUGAAUCCUCGGCGCUGCUGGCUGCUGGCUGCUGUGUCCUGGUUGGGUGGCUUGGGCAACUCUGUGAUCCAGUCAACAUUCACUCUUCAGCUUCCAUUUUGCGGGCACCGGAGCGUGGACGGCUUCCUGUGUGAGGUGCCUGCCAUGAUCAAACUGGCCUGUGGAGACACACAUCUCAACGAGGCCGUGCUCAAUGGUGUCUGCACCUUCUUCACUGCCAUCCCACUGAGCAUCAUUGUGAUCUCCUACUGCUACAUCGCGCAGGCCGUGCUGCACAUCCGCUCGGCAGAGGGGCGGCGGAAGGCCUUCAACACAUGCCUCUCCCAUCUGGUGGUGGUGUUUCUCUUCUACGGCUCGGCCAUCUAUGGGUAUCUGCUUCCAGCUAAGAGCAGCAACCAGGACCAGGGCAAGUUCAUUUCCCUCUUCUACUCCGUGGUCACACCCAUGGUGAACCCUCUCAUCUACACGCUAAGGAACAAGGAAGUGAAGGGGGCUCUGAGAAGGCUCCUGAGGGUAGGAAGUGAAGCCAGCUGA